This is a messenger RNA of Aspergillus oryzae RIB40, 1254 nucleotides long. RefSeq names its product pepsin-like aspartic protease. Gene Ontology annotation, biological process: proteolysis. Gene Ontology annotation, cellular component: fungal-type vacuole. The transcript has a single exon. The record is from RefSeq and is a predicted model, not a curated record. NCBI's taxonomy places the organism in Eukaryota, Fungi, Ascomycota, Eurotiomycetes, Eurotiales, Aspergillaceae. Bases 1 to 1254 code for a protein of 417 amino acids. Gene Ontology annotation, molecular function: aspartic-type endopeptidase activity.
AUGAAGCUCAUCCAACUAUCAUCAGUUCUUCAUUUCACUGCUCUCAGCUCGGCUUUGACUCUUCCGUUAAACCGUCGCUCCCCCUGCGAAGAGGAAACGUCCCACAAUGCUCCCCUCCUUGCAACUCUAGGCGGCAGCGUCUUCGACGUUGACGUGACUAUUGGGGCUGACAACCAGACCUUUAAGCUGCUCGUCGACACAGGGAGCAGUGAUACAUAUAUUAUGCAGGACGGCUUUACUUGUAUUAACGCCACUGAUAAUCAGAUCAUCGCCCCAGAAGACUGCAAGUAUGGUCCAGAAACAUACCAUGUCUCGUCAAGCUACGAGCAAGUCCCCGACCAAAACUUUGGAAUCGAAUACGGUGCCGGCUUAGCCAGUGGUGUCAUGGCCUACGAGACUAUCACUAUAGCGGAUGUUACCGUGCGUACAAAGCUUGCAUUUGCCGACCGCUCUCACCCGAUGGGCGACGGGGUGAACAACGGACUCCUCGGUCUAGGCUACCCCAGCUUGACCUCGGCUCAUCCGGGCACUUUCACCCCCAAUGACACCUACUUCUAUAACCGGGCCGUGUACAACCCCGUCGUCAACGAAAUGUACGAGCAGGGCUUGAUAGAAGAGCCGUACUUCAGUAUCGCGUUGGCUCACACCGCACGCGACAGUACCGGAGCGUUUGGCGGCUAUAUCAGCCUUGGCGAACUCCCACCAGUGGAACUGACGAGUGAAUUUACCACCGUCCCUGUGGAAAUCAUGGAAAACAUCCCAAUAAAUAUUACCUCCGACAAGCGACAGAUCUCCUACUGGGCUUUCACUACCCCGGCCGUCAAAUACGGGCCAGCGGAAGAAGAAGAGGAUGCCCUCGUAGUCGAUCACACCCCCUUUCAGCUCUUUAUCGACACCGGAAACGAAUUCUCUAUUCUCCCUACUGCGGUUGUAGACCCGGUUAAUACACGGUUCGAGCCUCCUGCGGUGUACAACGAUGAGCUGAAGGCUUACAUUGUUGACUGUGGGGCCAAGCCACCUGUGUUUGGUGUGGUUGUGGGAAACCAGACCUUCUACCAUGCUCCGGAAGAUCUCAUCUACGAUACUGGAAACGGAUAUUGCGUCUCUACCUUGGUCCCCUCGGAGAAGAAUGGAAGGCCCGUCCUUGUGAUCAAUAUUCUGGGAGUUCCUUUCUUCAAGAACCUUGUUGCCGUGUUCGAUUUCGGAAAGGAUGAGAUGCGGUUUGCUCGGGUCUCGAACGGAUAUUUUCUUUAA